AUUUUUAACUAUUUUUAUACUAAAUAACUAUUUUUAAUUUUAUUUUUUAGCUUUUUGUUUAGACCAUGAGUGCUGCGGGUUAUCAUCCAAGAAGACUGACAUACAAAUUUAGUUACAGCCAAUCGGAUAGCGCCAAAUUUGUAGCAUAUAAGCGGCAUAGAGAACAUUUGUUGCGUGCAGCUGCUGAAUGUGAAGCGCAAUUUAAUCAAGAUGUUGCCAAGGCACGCAGGUUUGCCAAGUCUGUCAAUGCGCCGCUGCAAGUGGCAGAGUCGUUGUCAGAUGUGGAGUCGAGCUGCGAGCUCAAACGCAUCAGCGCUGGCGGCAUCUUUGGCAAAACUUUUUUGUCCUAUGGCCGGCCCAUUCAACAAGUAUCCCGCACUGUUUGCAUUAAUGGCAGCAAGUGCACAUGUAGCCGCGUUGGCAUUUGUAAAUGCGACAAGGCCAAGAACGAUCAGCCAAAGCAGGGGCAGCAGCAGGGGCAGCAGCAGAAGCCAGCAGCAAAGCCGCGCCGCAAGUGUCCGUUAAGCUGUAAGCAGCCUGUUAUUACUGUAUCUGGUAGCAAUAAAGAAGUUUAUACGCCCACAGGCAAGAAGAAGCCCAAAAAAAGCUCUAAGAAGUCGAAAAAAGUUAAGAGCUCUUCCUCUGCGCUUAGUCAAGCCAGUCAGCCCAGUCAGCCUAGUCAGCCCAGUCAAGCAAGUGAAUGCAGCGCUCUUAGCAAAUCAAUUCAAACCAUUGAGCCUUGCCCUGUUCCUGCUCCUGUGCCUUCACCCAAUGCUGAAGUCAUACCCAAAUUAGCAGAACAGUUGGACUGCCUUAGCAAAAAGCUAGAAUCGCAUAUGACACUGGACUGCCAGCAGAAUAAGCAGCUCAACGAGAUCAAGUCGCAGCUUACACAAUUAACUUGCAAUAUGAAACUGCUGAAUGUCAAGUGCGAUUGCCAGCAAAAAACGGCGGGCGGCGAUCUCAAUCACAAGCCCUCGAGCACUUGUAACUUCUGCAAGAACAAAAAGUUGCCUGUGCUCAGCUCGUUGCCGUGUGAAUUCUUCAAGCUCAUAGGCAAACGCAGACUCUCCGACAUUAUGAUGACCAUACUGCUGCGCGCCGAUAAUAUUUAUCAUAUAAAUGUGCGCGAUUUGUGCUCGGGUGAAGUGCUGGGCUGUCUGCUGGUCGACGACGCCGCCAUGCAGGAGGCCAGUAGCUUGGGCUUGUUCCAGGAGAUUAUUACCUUCUGUGUUGUGGAUAAGCGCAGCAGUCUAUGCCAGAACGACAGCUGCCUUUGCAACAUUAAGUUUGAAUUCGUCAAGGAUCAGCGCUUGGUGGGUGGCCAAGACUCGAAGUCUACGCAAACUGGUGAGGCUGCGAGAUCCUUGACUUGCCUUUGGCAGCAGCUAGAAAGUCUGGCUGAAGCUUAGUAUGUCAGCUCAUACAACUUGGUAACUGAAGCUCUUAGCAAAUUUUAAGUUACUAAAUUUAAAGUGUGUCUUAAUAUUAAAGCAAAUUUACAAUAUUGAA
Molecule: messenger RNA, 1512 nt
Organism: Drosophila busckii
Lineage: Eukaryota; Metazoa; Arthropoda; Insecta; Diptera; Drosophilidae
Exons: 3
Coding region: 66-1412 (448 amino acids)
Source: RefSeq, a predicted model, not a curated record